Rangifer tarandus platyrhynchus (Svalbard reindeer) is the source of this 966-nucleotide messenger RNA. The record is from the annotation of a GenBank genome assembly. NCBI's taxonomy places the organism in Eukaryota, Metazoa, Chordata, Mammalia, Artiodactyla, Cervidae.
AUGGAACAGGUCUUCUUGUUCAACAGGUUAUGGAGCGUCUCCUCCAUUCUGAAGAUUCUCAAGGGCCGCGGGGGCACAGGCAGCAUCUACGUGUGGGCCUCAGGCGACGGCAGCAGCUACGACGACGGCAACUGCGCUGGCUACGCAUCGAGCCUGUGGACGAUCUCCAUCAACUCGGCCAUCAACAGUGGCAGGACCAUGCUCUGCCACAAGAGCUGCUCCUCCACGCUGGCCUUUACCUUCAACAACGGGCGCAAGUGGAGCCCCGAGGCCGGUGUGCCCGUGUUCCCAAAUGGAACGGUUCCACGCGGCCAACACUCAGACCCGGAAACAGAGCUCAGCGCGCGCCCGGCAGCCUCCGUGUCCCUCCAGCACCGCCUGCCCGAGACCCACCACCAGCCUGGCUUCCGACAGCACACAGUGGCUGUGCCCUGUUCCCAAACGGAACGGUUCCACACGGCCAACACUCAGACCCGGAAACAGAGCUCGGUGCGCGCCCAGCAGCCUCCGUGUCCCUCCAGCACCGCCUGCCUGAGAACCACCACCAGCCUGGCUUCUGACAGCACGCAGUGGCUGUGCCUGCGUUUCCACUUUAAAACCAGCUUCAUUCACAACGAGGUCCAUCAGUGGCGGAGGAACUGGGUUGGCCUGGAGUUUGAUCACCUCUUUGGCUACGGGGUCCUAGACACAGGUGCCAUGGUGAAGAUGGCUAAAGACUGGAAGAUGGUGCCUGAGAGGUUCCACUGUGUGGGCGGCUCUGUGCAGGACCUGGAGAAAAUUCUGACCACUGGCAAGCUGGUGCUGACACGACCGACCGACGCAUGCGAGGGGAAGGAAAACUUCGUCCACUAUCUGGAGCACGUCCAAGCAGUCGUCACGGUCAGCGUGACCAGGAGAGGGGACCUGAACAUCAAUGUGAUGUCUCCCGUGGGCACCAAGUCCAUCCUGCUGAGCCAGUGGCCCUGA